This is a messenger RNA of Fusarium fujikuroi IMI 58289, 1557 nucleotides long. Its product is annotated as related to cytochrome p450. Gene Ontology annotation, molecular function: iron ion binding; monooxygenase activity; heme binding. The transcript has 4 exons. Lineage: Eukaryota; Fungi; Ascomycota; Sordariomycetes; Hypocreales; Nectriaceae. Bases 1 to 1557 code for a protein of 518 amino acids. The record is from RefSeq and is a predicted model, not a curated record.
AUGCUUUUUGUAUGGAUAGCAGCCAUUAUAGCCAUUGCUUGGCUGGUAUUGGGUCCAUCGUCCAACACCAAAGGCAGCGGGAAGCCUUUGCCUGGCCCACCAGGUAAGCCGUUGGUCGGAAACCUCUUUGAGAUCCCCCAAUACCACUCUUGGCUCAAGUUCAAAGACUGGGCCGACACGUACGGCCCGAUCUUCCGCCUCAAUCUCGCUGGACGGCAGCAUGUCGUCUUGUCGACCGAGAAGAUUGCCAACGAUCUCCUGCGCGAACGAGGCAGUUACUAUUCCUCACGCGAGUUUCUCCCCAUGGCAUCUGGAAUUGUCUCGCGCGAGAUGAGGCCAUUGCUUCUCCCAUAUAAUGAUCUAUGGCGUCGAGGCCGCAAGCUGAUGCAUCAGUUGACCAUGCCAGCCGCAGCUGACUCCUACCAAGCCGUCCAGGACUAUGAGUCCAAGAAGCUGCUCGUAUCGCUGCUCGAGACACCUGCCAACUACGACAAGUGGUUCGAGCUGUACGCCUCGGGGGUUGUUUUCAGAAUUGGAUUCGGCAAGUGGAUAGAAACGGGCGACGAGCCCGCUGUCAAGCGAAUUAUCCAAGUUGUCCAUAAUCUGGAGCGAGUCGCAUCACCUGGAGCCUACUUGGUUGACUCGAUGCCAUUCCUGAACAGCUUGCCAGAAGCGGUAGCCCCCUUCAAGAGGGAGGGGCGAAGGCUACAUGAGGAGGAACUGAGCCUCUUUAGAGAGCUUCAGUAUGAUGUGGGCCGCGCAUUGAAGAAGGGCUCUGACACCCAGUGUUUCACACGUACAUUCCUCGAGAACAAGGCCGGCUAUCAGCUUUCGGAUGACGAGGGGGCCUACGUGAUCGGCACCUUGUUCGAGGCUGGGAGCGGCACCACGGCUGCGGCUAUGAUGUCGUACUGUCUCGCCAUGUGCCACUUCCCAGAGUGGCAGAGAAAGAUGCAAGAUGAGCUUGAUGAACAGGUGGGUGACCGCAUGCCCGAGUUUGAGGAUAUACCGAAGCUCCCGACGGUGCGUGCCGUUAUCAAGGAGGUGCUGCGGUGGCGCCCUGUCACAGCAGGUGGGUUUCCUCACCAGCUGACCAAGGACGACGAGUACGAGGGGUUUUCCUUCAAAAAGGGGACUAUAUUCCAUCCCAACCAAUGGGCUAUCCACCGAGACCCGGCACUGUACCCUGACCCUGACAACUUCAGACCGGACAGAUGGCUGGACCCAAAGUUCCCAACCACUUACAAAGAACCGCUGUCCAAGUUCCCCAACCUGCAGAACUAUAGCUGUUUUGGAUUCGGGCGGCGGAUCUGUCCAGGACAGAACAUCGCCGAGCGGUCUCUUCACAUCUUGACGGCUCGGGUCGCCUGGGCUGGCAGCGUUGUGAAGAAGAGGGACGCGAACGGAGCGGAGCUGCCGGUGCCGCUUUAUGACUACGCCAUAGGGUUCAACACCCAACCGGAACACUUUGACUUUGACGUGGUUCCACGUUCACAGGCGAGACAUACGGUCAUUAAAGAAUAUCUGAAGGAAGCAAGGUCUAAACGGCCAGCGUAA